GCCGCAACGGGAAAGGGGCCGGCCCACGAAAGGGGCCAUUCAAGCCGCAACGGGAAAGGGGUCGGCCAGGAAACGGGCCAUUCAGGACGCAACGAGAAAGGGACCAUUCAGGCCGCAAACCAAAAGAGGCCAUCAAGGAAAGGGGCCGGCCAGGAAAGGGGCCAUUCAGGCUGCAACCAGAAAGGAGCCAUUUAGGCCGCAACCGGAAAGGGGCCCUCCCGGCAACAACCAGAAAGGGGCAAUUCAGGCCGCAACCGAAAAGGGGCCGGCCAGGAAAAGGGCCAUUCAGGCCGCAACCGGAAAGGGGCCAUUCAGGCUGCAACCGGAAAGGAGCCGGCCAGGAAAGGGGCCAUCCUGGUCGCAACGGGAAAGGGGCCAUCCUGGUCGCAACGGGAAAGGGCCAUUCAGGCCGCAAUGGAAAAGGGGCCGGCCAGGAAAGGGGCCAUCCUGGUCGCAACGGGAAAAGGGCCAUCCUGGUUGCAACGGGAAAGGGCCAUUUAGGCCGCAACCGGAAAGGGACCGACCAGGACAUGGGACAUUCAGGCCGCAACCGGAAAAGGGUCGGCAAGGAAAGGGGCCAUUCAAGCUGCAACCAGAAAGGGGCCGGCUAG
Molecule: messenger RNA, 611 nt
Organism: Cucurbita pepo subsp. pepo (vegetable marrow)
Lineage: Eukaryota; Viridiplantae; Streptophyta; Magnoliopsida; Cucurbitales; Cucurbitaceae
Source: RefSeq, a predicted model, not a curated record